Messenger RNA from Boeremia exigua, 816 nucleotides. RefSeq lists its product as uncharacterized. The record is from RefSeq and is a predicted model, not a curated record. The transcript is spliced from 2 exons. Bases 150 to 710 code for a protein of 186 amino acids. NCBI's taxonomy places the organism in Eukaryota, Fungi, Ascomycota, Dothideomycetes, Pleosporales, Didymellaceae.
CAAAACUCGUAUCUGUGUAGGAAUUGUGAACUUGGCGACACCGUGUUUAAAGUAUGUAUCAGGCAACAACAAUAUGCCAUAAGAUAUACAACCCAGAGUGCAAGUUAAAGAAACAUUCGCAAACCAUCCACACUGCACGCAAAUAAGCAAUGUCUAUUCUCAAAACCCUCGUCCCUGUGCUCCUCAUACUCGGCUUCCUUCAAGCUGGUGUUCUCGCACUGCCCAUAGUAUACGUGCGUUUUCAAGUGUACUUGAAUUUCUACGAACGCUACCUCUUUAUCGCAGCUCUUCUCUUCAUCGCCUUCGUGAUACACCCCCUGCUUAUCAUCGGUCUCAUCACAUUCACCGUCGCACCUCCUCUACUCUCCCUACGCCACACCAUCAGUGAUCGCCUGAGCACCGCCUACAUCGCGCUCACUCCCUCCGCGCUCUCCUCCGCACCUUUUCUCGACAAGGGUCUGCCGACCACGGGUAAAGAGUGGCUGAUGACGCUACUUGGAAGCUAUGUUGGCUGGAAGACGCUGGGCACGGUGCCGAGUCUGAUGAUAUUGUUGGUCUUCCUUGCGCUGUACAGUGGUCGAGAAGAUGCUGAUGAGCGCAGGGGAUGGAUUGCUAAAGGGGGAUUGAGGGGUGGAAAGGAGGUGGAGAAGGUGACGGAGACUGGUUUAGGAGUAAGGAGUGAGCGGACGGACGUGCAGACUGUUGGUUGAAGCGAACGCGUGGUGCGUGCGUCGUUUAUGGCGCUUUGCAGAGAGAUGUGGAGAUAGGGGAGGGGGGUGAGAACGAGCGAAGUUUGUGGAAUGCUGGAAAUGGUGA